Molecule: messenger RNA, 3804 nt
Organism: Colletotrichum higginsianum IMI 349063
Lineage: Eukaryota; Fungi; Ascomycota; Sordariomycetes; Glomerellales; Glomerellaceae
Product: Calcium-transporting ATPase
Exons: 2
Coding region: 1-3804 (1267 amino acids)
Biological process (GO): intracellular calcium ion homeostasis; calcium ion transmembrane transport
Cellular component (GO): intracellular membrane-bounded organelle; membrane
Molecular function (GO): P-type calcium transporter activity; ATP hydrolysis activity; ATP binding
Source: RefSeq, a predicted model, not a curated record
AUGACGGCCGACGAGAUCACCUCGGCCCCGGGCCAGCCAGACACCGGUCAGACCAGACCGGCCGACCCCUUCAACGAGCAGUUCGCCCAGAAGCUACAAGAAAGAGACGACGAGCUCGACCUCCGCGAUGAGACCGUUAUCGAAAACAACAAGUUCGCCUUCACGCCGACGCAGCUCCACAAACUCACCACGGCCCGCAGCCUCUCGGCGCUCCGACGGUUCGGCGGCCUCGCCGGUCUCGCCGCCGGACUGCGAACAGACCUCGCCGCCGGCCUGAGUGUCGACGAGACCAGCCUCGACGGCACAAUCUCCUUCGAGGAGGCCGUCGCCGCCGCCGAGGCUCACCGUCCCGCCGAGAUCACGCCCGUCCCGCCGUCGUCCUCCUCCCCCUCCUCCCCCUCCGCCCCCCCGCCGCAACACGAACACGGCUUCAAGCUCGACCUGGACCUCGGGCAGCACGAGCGCAAGGACUUCAUCGACCGGCGGCGCAUCUACGGCGAGAACAGGCUUCCGAAGCGCAGGCAAAAGUCCUUUUUGCGGCUCGCGUGGAUCGCCUUCAACGACAAGCUCAUGUUCCUCCUGACGCUGUCGGCGACCAUCUCGCUGGCGCUGGGCAUCUACGAGACGGUCGACGCGGCCGACGACGAGCCCAACAUCCAGUGGGUCGACGGCGUGACGGUCGUGGUGGCCAUCCUCGUCAUCGUCUUUGCCAGCGCCGCCACGGACUGGCAGAAGAACGCCCGGUUCGCCAAGCUCAUCGAGCGAAAGGAGCAGCGCGACGUCAAGGUGAUCCGGUCCGGCCGCACGCAGAACAUCUCCGUGUACGACGUGCAGGUCGGCGACGUCAUGCACAUCGAGACGGGGGACGUCGUCGCCGUCGACGGCGUGCUCGUCCAGGGGUCCGGCGUCCAGGUGGACGAGUCCUCGCUCUCGGGCGAGUCCGAACUCGUCCACAAGAGCGUCCCCGGCGACGGUUACGGCAACAUCAGCACGCGUAACGAGAAGGCCUACCGUCCCUCGACGACUGCGGCGGCGGCGGCAGACCCCUUCAUCCUCAGCGGCACGACGGUCUCGGGCGGCGUCGGCGCGUACCUGGUGACCUCGGUCGGCAGCAACUCGACGUACGGCAGGACGUUGAUGUCGUUAAGGGAGGACGUCGAGGAGACCCCGCUCCAGCAGAAGCUGGGCAAGCUCGCGAAGCAGCUCAUCACCUUUGGCGCCAUUGCCGGCGUCAUCUUCUUCCUCAUCCUGUUCAUCCGCUUCUGCGUCGGCCUGCCGGCAAUGCAAGGGACGCCGUCCGAGAAGGCCGAGACCUUCUUCAAGCUGCUCAUCCUCGCCGUCACCGUCGUCGUCAUCACCGUACCCGAGGGUCUGGCCCUCGCCGUGACGCUCGCGCUCGCCUUCGCGACGACCAGGAUGCUCAAGGAUAAGAACCUCGUCCGCCUGAUCCGUUCGUGCGAGAUCAUGGGCAACGCCACGUGUAUCUGUUCCGACAAGACGGGGACCCUGACGCAGAACAACAUGACCGUCGUCACCGGCAGGCUCGGCCUGACCGAGAGAUUCGGAGAUGUACAUGUUCCGUCAAAGGAACAGGCGCCCGUUGGCGAUGUCGACAUCAAGAAGGAGGCACCCAGCAGCGAAGACGUAACAAGCCAGGAUGUUACACCCAGAGCACUGCUGGAGUCGCUGAGCGGCGAGGUGAGAGAGCUGAUGAAGAACAGCAUCGCCCUGAACUCGACCGCCUUCGAAAGCGACAAUCCGACGGACCCGGGCUUCGUGGGCACCAGCACCGAGACGGCGAUGCUCCGGUUCGGCCGCGAGUUCCUCUCCAUGGGCCCCCUGAACGAGGAGAAGGCCAACAACGAGAUCGCCGACAUGUUCCCCUUUGACGCUUCGAGGAAGUGGAUGGCCGUCAUGUCGAGGCUCCCCAACGGCCACUUCCGGCUGCUGGUCAAGGGCGCCGCCGAGGUCGUCUUCGAGCAGUGCACCAGCGUCCUCCACGAGCCGCGGAGGGGGCUCUCGACACAAGACACGACGACGGACGACGCGGCGCGAGACGACAUCCGGGCGACGAUCCGCGAGUACGCCAAGCAGAUGCUGCGUCCCAUCGCCAUGGCCUACAAGGACAUGGACGCCGCGGCGGCCUUCGAGAGGCCGGACGACCCGGACUCGAUCCGGUUCGAGAAGCACUUUGGCGACAUGACGCUCGUCGGCGUCUUCGGCAUCCGCGACCCCCUCCGGCCCGAGGUCCUCGACUCGGUGCGCCAGUGCCAGGAGGCCGGCGUCUUCGUGCGCAUGGUCACGGGCGACAACUUUUUGACGGCCAAGGCCAUCGCCUCCGAGUGCGGCAUCUACACGGCCGGCGGGCUCGCCAUGGACGGCCCCACCUUCCGGAAGCUCACGCCGGCGCAGCUGGACCUCGUCGUGCCCCGGCUCCAGGUGCUGGCGAGGUCGAGCCCGGAGGACAAGCUGCUGCUCGUCUCGCACCUCAAGGGCAUGGGGGAGACGGUCGCCGUCACGGGCGACGGCACCAACGACGCCCUGGCCCUGAAGGCCGCCGACGUGGGCUUCGCCAUGGGCAUCCAGGGCACCGAGGUCGCCAAGGAGGCGGCGUCCAUCAUCCUGCUCGACGACAACUUUGCCUCCAUCGUUAAAGCUCUUGUUUGGGGCCGGACGGUCAACACGGCCGUCAAGAAGUUUCUCCAGUUCCAAUUCACCAUCAACAUCACGGCCGGUACUCUCACGGUCGUCUCGGAGCUGGCCGGCGACUCCAUGUUUACGGUCGUGCAGCUCCUCUGGAUCAACCUCAUCAUGGACAUCUUCGCCUCCCUCGGCCUCGCGACGGACUACCCGUCCCCGGACUUCCUCAAGAGGCGCCCCGAGCCGCGCAACGCGCCCAUCGUCAACAUCACCAUGUGGAAGAUGAUCCUCGGCCAGGCCGUCUACCAGCUCGCCGUCAUGUUCACCCUGCACUACGCCGGCGACGCCCUCUUCCGCCCCGCCACGGCCGCCGACCGCGCGUCGCUGCAGACCAUGGUCUUCAACGUCUACGUCUGGAUGCAGUUCUUCAACCAGCACAACUGCCGCCGCGUCGACAACCGCCUCAACAUCUGGUACCAGGGCGUCCUGCGCAACCCGUGGUUCCUCGGCGUCCAGUGCGCCACCGUCGCCGGCCAGAUGGUCAUCAUCUGGAAGGGCGGCCAGGCCUUUGACACGCGGCCCCUCAGCGGGCCGCAGUGGGCGUGGUCGAUGCUCUUCGGCGUGCUGGUCAUCCCCCUCGGCGCCGCCGUGCGCCAGGUGCCCGACGCCCACGUCUACGCCCUCUUCCAGGCCAUCAAGAGGGGCUUCCUCGGCGCCGCGCGCGGGCUCUCCCGGGUCCUGGUGCCGUCCCGGUGGCGCAAGAAGGCCGAGGAGGAAGUCGCCCACGACAUGGGCGCCGCCGAGAGCUGGGUGCUGCAGACGGGCGCGGCGCUGCUGAGGCCGAUGAACUACGAAUGGGGCAGCCAGACGCCGCCGCCGGCCGGCGCCUCGCGGCUCGCCGGGCGCGUGUCGAGCAUCCCCGCCGCGCAGAGGGAGGCCCUGAUCCGCGCCGCCAAGGCCGGCACGGGGGACAACGAGAUCGACGUGGCCGCCAUGGUCGACGCCGCGCGGUACGCAAAGGUCGAGCUGUCGUACGGCCUCGAGGUGCACCCCGAGACCUCCAAGGAGGACCCCAUCCUGCUGACCUCGAUCGGCGUUGACGGGAAGAAGUGCCCGCCGAGCCAGGACCCGGAGAUUCUGCGGUACUUGCAGCAGCCGUCAUGA